Purpureocillium lilacinum is the source of this 210-nucleotide messenger RNA. The record is from RefSeq and is a predicted model, not a curated record. NCBI's taxonomy places the organism in Eukaryota, Fungi, Ascomycota, Sordariomycetes, Hypocreales, Ophiocordycipitaceae.
AUGACCCGGCGUCUUCCACCGCGGAGGGGCCCAUCGACUGCGACUUCUCCCCGACCACUUCUUCAAUCCUUCCGUGCUUGCAUAUACCCGACGUUUCUUGCUCCUCACCUCCUCAUCCGCUCCUCAAGUCGCGCCCUCCUCAACGGCAGGUGUCUCGCCGUCCGUCCCAACUCUCACUAUCCACGCCUCGCCACCGUCUCGUGUGCUUAA